CCUUCGGGCACAAGACUGAUGACGUGGUUGGUUCGGUUUGUUCACCAGAGUAGCAGGAUGGCCGACCAGAGUAGGCAAAUAAAACUCGCUGCAGCUAAAAAGAAGCUGAAGGAGUUUCAACAGAAGAGCUCUCCUGCUCCUGGAGGAGGGGAAAAGGGAGGUGGAGGUGGUGGUGGUGGUGGAGCAGGGGCCAAGAAAAAAAGGAAAAUGAAGGGCCAAGCUGACGCACCUUCAGCAGACAGAGACUCUCCUGACACAUUUGACAGUUUUCUGAAAGCUCUUAGUCAAAGCAAUGGAGUAGUCCUCUCACCUAAUGGCAACUGUCAGACGCCCGCUGCCAUAGAGCCUGCCAGGUUUCCAAGUCCCCAGUUUUUGGAGGAGCCAAACAGCGAGCCUGAGCAUGGCGCUCCUGUGUUAAAGCCCGCUGUUGCUAACCCCGCUACUAACCCCAAGUCUGACAGUCACAUCACUGACCUGCAGGAGUAUCCUGAUACCAACUGCAACGAGAGUCUACAGGAGGAAAACAGGCCGCUGUCUUCCACAGAGAGCCUACGGCAGCUCUCACAGCAACUGAAUGGUCUCCUCUCUGAGUCAUCUGCUGCGUAUGUGAACGGGGAGACCGCACCUCCCGUCAGUGAAAAGGAACUGGAGAGUCGGAACCAGGAGCUUGCGGCUGCCCUGGAGUCCAGCAAGUUAACAAACUCUCAGCUCAAUACCAAGCUAGACCAGCUGGCACAACAAACGCAGGAACUCACAGAUCAACUUCAAAAGGAGCGAAAAGAAUUUGAACAGAGGUUUUCUAAAGAGCAGGGAGCCAUUCGGGAACAGUUACAGGUUCAUAUCCAGACUAUUGGUAUUCUAGUAUCUGAGAAGUCAGAGCUGCAAACGGCACUACAAUACACACAACAAGCGGCACGACAGAAAACAGUUGAAGCAGAGGAGCUGAAUAACCGUCUGCAGGCGACGAAGCAGAGAGUGUCAGAGCUGGAGCGGACCCUUUCUUCUGUCUCCACUCAGCAGAAGCAGUUUGAAAAGUCCCUAAAAGAAGUGGAAAAGGAAAGGGACGGCCUCCGACUUGAAGUUUUAAGAUUAAACAACUUGAGUGAAGAGUCAAAACAGCAGAGCUCAGAGCUGUCGGAGCAACUGAAGCUGAGUAAUCAGGAUAAUGCUGCAAUCAAGCUGGAGGUGGAGGACCUUCGCAAGAGGCUGGAGAUUUCUGAUCUCAUGUUGCAACAGUGUUCAAACCAGUCAGAUCCCACUAUUGCCAACCAACAAGUUCAUUUACUGCUGGAAGAGAAGCAACAACUGGAGGCUGUAAAUCACCAGCUGAUGGAGUCCGUCUCCCAGCUGAAGACGGAGAGAGACUGUUAUGCUGAACAGAUCCAGAAGGAGGGUCUCCUAUGGAAGGACAAAACGGAGCAGCUGCUAACGCAGGUGACUUUGGUGGCAGAGGAGAGGGAUAAAAACAUCAACCGAGUGCUAGAGCUGGAGGCUAGCAUUGCGGAGCUAAAAAAUGCUGCAGCCUUGUUAUCUGCAGAGAAAGAAACACGAGAUCAUCCAGAGCCUCCGACGUCCGGGCCGUCCGAGCAGGAGGUGGCUCUGCAGGAGGCCCUCAGCAACUUACAAGAAGAGAAAGAAGCUAUUGCUGCACAGUAUCAGGCACAGCUGCGAGAUAACGAGCAGCUGAGUCGUCUGUGUGCCGAGCAGGAGGCACGUCUGGGGGAGUUGGAGCGGCAGGUUGAGAGCCAAGCCCACGAGGAGGAGGACCGCCGACGCAUGUUGGAGGAUGUUCAGUCGGACAAAGCCACCAUCAGUCGCGCUCUCACCCAGAACCGCACGCUGAAGGAUCAGCUGGCUGAGCUGCAGAACGGAUUUGUCAAGCUGACAAAUGAGAACAUGGAGCUCACCACUGCCAUCCAGUCAGAACAUCAUGUAAAGAAGGAGUUGGCCCGCAGAAUGGGAGAGCUGCAGGAGGAGCUGCACAAUGUGAAAGAGCAGAUGGAGCUGAAAUGUCAGGAGGUCCAAGGUGCAGUGGAGCAAAGAGACCAGGUGGUAGCCCACCUGCAGCAGUACUCUGCUGCCUACCAGACACUGGUCUCUGAGCGGGAGCAGCUCCACAAACUGUAUCUGCAGCAGUGCCAGCUCCUGGACCGGCUGCAGCAUGACGAAAGCCAGGGGCGUACACAGCUGGAGAUCAGUCACAGUCAGCUCAAGCAAGCACAGGAGCAUUUGGAAAAGCUAGUCAGAGACAAUGAGGAGUUGAAGGCUGAGGUGAUGGAGCUCCUCAACAGCUCAGCUCUCAUGUCAUCAUCUAGAGACCAGGGAGAUGGAAUCGAAAGUCAAUCGCUGCAAGAGAACCCGGAAGAGUCACCCUCCAUAGUUAUUCCAGAAGACUUUGAAAGCGGAAAAGAGAUGGAGGAUUUCAUCCAUGGUGCUUUGGCACAGUUGAAAGCAGAGAGGGAUGAGGCCAGGAGGCAGCUGGAGGAGGAGCACAGGCUCCACAUGGCAGCCAGACAGCAGGCCGCUGUGGCUGUCAGACUGGAGCAGCAGCAUCACAGCCACAGUGCCGCUCAUCAACAUGAGCACAGCAGCAGCCAGGAACAGUGUGGUGACUGUGAUCACAAACAUGAGCAUUCAGAAGGUGGAGUGCCGGUAGAAAUACAUCAGGCCCUGCAAACUGCGAUGGAGAAACUCCAGCAGCGGUUUAUGUCGCUCAUGCAGGAAAAAGCUGACCUGAAGGAGCGAGUGGAGGAGCUGGAGCAUCGCUGCAUCCAGUUAUCUGGAGAGACGGACACUAUAGGAGAGUACAUCGCCCUUUACCAGAGUCAGAGAGCCAUCAUGAAGCAGAAGCAUCAGGAGAAGGAGCAAUACAUCAGCAUGCUCGCCCAGGACAAGGAGGAGAUGAAGGCAAAGCUGGCGGAGCUGCAGAACCUGGUGAUGAGGCUGGUGGCUGAGAGGAACGAGUGGUACAACCGCUACACUGGAGCGGCAGCAGGCGCGGGAACAGUGAACCCCGAUCUACUGCCUGUUGGAGAGGAUCAUGCACCUUCAGAGCAGCAGUCGCGCACACACACAGAACUCAGCGGAGCAGAAGCCAUGGAGGCCGUCGCUUCUUUUGAGCGCUCUUCAGGUUUCGAAGCCUCCUCAUUGCACACCCCAUCAUCUGGACUUGUUCAGACUGAACCCAAGCCCCUGGUGCCCAAAGAGGACGGUACAGCCCAGCAAAUCAUGCAGCUCCUCCAUGAGAUCCAGAACCCCCAGGGAGCUCCCAGGUCACCCCCAUUCCUUGGCGAGAACCCUUGCAUCCCGUUCUUUUAUCGACCCGACGAACAAGACGAAGUCAAGAUACUGGUUGUUUGAGUGAGUGUGCCUGAGUGCGAGCAUGGGAGAAAGUCCACAUGUCUUGAAAUUUGGGGAAAUAUUAAACACUGCAGUUUGCUUUGUUGUUAGCUCAUUAAUAAUACUCUGAAAAUGCUGUGGCAUGUGGGGGUCAACACUGUCCUUGGAUCUCUGGGCUUGGAAUCGCCCCCAUUUAUUUAAAUGUUGCCACAUUUUCAUUGUAAAAGGACUUAGCUGCACUUUUGUUUGUUUCCUUGACAACAGUAUCCUCACAACACCCCCCCCCCCACCCCUUCUUUUUACUUUUUGUUCUUUAGCUCUAUCCACUGAUAUUCAAGUCAUAGCUCUGACUGCUGCGAUGCAAAGAAGUUGUUCAGUGGAUGGCGGCGUUGACAGCAGUCCUGUAAAUAUCAUCAGCAAUAGUUAAUGAGAAAGGAGCCUUAUUCUGGGCUUGAUUAAAGUAAAGAAACAGGAACGUGUUGACAGUGAUGUCAACUCCAGUCCAUUUUACGGACUAAAUGGCACUCAGGCCUCUUUUUUCCUCACCUCCAUUUUCAUUUUAGUCACUAUCUCAUCAGCAUUUUGCCUCUCCAAUCAUUGUUCCCUUGCUAUGUGAUAUGGCUCAGGAGAGAUAUUCCUCUUUUAUUCCCAAACCAAGUAUUUUUCUGAAAGUGAUCACUGCGCAUUUACGUUUUUUUUCCCCUAAGGAUGUGUUAACAGCUGUUUCCUCUAGGGGGCAGCAAACACCCUUUACUGAGAAAGACCAUGUGGACAUAUUUCUCCAAAUUGCACCGUCCUUUCUUUUGUUGUGUGUAGGUGUGUGUGUGUGUGUGUGUGACUGAAAUGCAAAAUAAUUUUUUUGCUUGUUAGUUGUUGGAGAAGAUGAGCGAUAUUUCCACACACAUUCGGAUCCCCCUGCCCACAUCAAUCUCUUCCUCACCCGCCUCACACGUAUGUGCAAUAAAAAGGGGGUCAUGUAUUUUAAUACCAUAUUAUUAUUAUAAUUAGCUUUCUAAAAGAAGCAGCUUUUGUACAAUUGUGUUGAAGUGAAAGUUUAGUUCAGAUUCACUGUACACAUGCCAAAAAGAGCAUCUGUCUUGAAUGUAAUAACUCUAAUAUUUAAAGUAUGUGAGCCUGAGGAGGUUUGAGAAAAGUGCAGAGAGAGGACGUCAGCUUUCGGUGGCCAUUUAUUUAUUCUAGUUGAGAAAUGAAGGUGGCAAAUAGAAGCAUUUGAGCUUCAGCAGCUGUUCUGCUGGUCCACUAACCGAUACAGAGUCAGGAAGGUGAAGGGGUUUGAGACUGGAACUGUUCAUAACAUCUCAUUGUGAUUUUUGUUGUCCAACACUGAAGACGUUUUAUUGUCGUGCAUGCAUAGAAAUCACCAAAUACAUCAGUAAAACUCAUCACUAGACUGAGAUUUAAGAUUUAAGUCAAGUUGAGGCUCUUUUUUUGGAUAAAAAAUUACAGUUUGAGUUGCAGUUUUCCAGCGUUCCCAGAAAUGUUGGAUCCGUUUUUUUUUUCUACUCGACACAUUCCUGUCCGGAUUCCUCCCCACACUUCAUUUGGCAGAAACAUGUUUCUGCAAGGGUGUAUUUUCUUUUCUUUUUUUUAGGAAUUAUCAUCUGAACUUCUAUGCACAAACAUCAGGGGCCUCGAUGUGUUUACAGGUGAACUCUAUUGGGAUCAGACAGAAAUAAAAUGACAAAAAUGAAAAAUGGGGGUUCCUGACUAUUAAUUUUUUUCUUUUAUGUCUCCAUUUGUAACUUCCUCUGUCAUUCAACUAAUCCCAAUCCCAAAAGCGCAUGAGUUUUUAAAAGCUAAAUGUUACAUUCAGAAAAUGGUUACAUUUGAAAUAAAACGUUGGAAAUUUGUGCUCCAAAUUUAGAAAUCGUUGGUUUUGACCUAAAUCAAACACUAGAAAUGAAAUCCUUGCCAUUAUACUGUUGGUUUAUUUGUAGUUGGACAUAUCAAAGAUGUCUUAAUGCACCUUUAUGACAACUGGACUGUGUUUGUCAGAUGCUUCUCAUUUGGACUGUGAUGUUUCUGCCACAGAAAGGGGGGGGGGGGUCCUGUGAAGCUUGCUGCUGAAGCUGAGGAUCCUGGUGAACCUCUCAUUGUGUGUGUGUGUGUGUGUGUUUGCUGUGAGGAGGGCAAUGAUGUGCGAGUAGGGAAAGAAGGUAAAGGAAUAUUUGUUGUGGUUUUCUCCAAAGCUUUGAUGAGAAGGAACGAGUCUGUUUUUUUUUAGCACACUUCUUCAUCAAACUGAAGUUCUUUUGGGGCAUUAUGAAGCAGAACUGAAGUGUUGCUUCCUUUAGCAUCACAGCCAGGAGUGACGUCCGUUUCAGUUUGACUCUCAUCAAUCUGUUAUAGAGAUGCUGUGAUUUUCAUUCAAGGUAACUGAGCAGAAGUUGGAUAAAAAUGUCCAGUUUGAUUCCAAAAUAAAAGCCUUGCUGCAGUGAAGUGAGCCUGCUGGUGUCGACUGAAGCACUUUGACUUCAAUGAUCGGUGUUGGAAGUGAAAUUACGUCGUCAUUUUCUCCUCUGGAAUUCCUUACAUCCUGUUCCCUCUGGUUUUAACAUGCCACCGAUGAUCUGUUUCUUUAGAGUUUUUUUUUUUUUGGAUGAGUUGGGGUUUAGUGGGCAAAGAUGUAAACAUUUAAAUCUUUCUGGAGCGUGUGAAAAGAACGGGGAAUUAAAGGAUUUUUGGAUACUGUAAUCGCAUUUAUUUGUCCUUGAUGUAACAGCGGUGGUGUAUAUAAUGUAACUGUGUAAUAUAUUGUACAUUCAUUAUGCCUGGUGUGUGUGUGUGGGGGGGCUUCUCUGACUGUGUGUUAGUACAGGCCUGGGGUGUUGGCUGUUACUGACUGCCUGUGAUUUAAUACAAAGACGGGAAAAAAAAGAUAAUAUUUAUUUGAAAUGAGUUAGUACUAAAACUAAUCAGCUUUAUUAUAAACUAGAAAAGAGUAGGAUGGGAAUGAAGGAUCAUUGAGAGACACGGUUAAAUAUUUUUGAAUGCUGCUUCUGAAAGGAGCUCUUACAUUUUUUUUCUUUUUUUUUUUCUUGAGUAAUAUUUUCUCUUGAUUCUCCUGAAUAAAACUGAUUGAGUAUC
Molecule: messenger RNA, 6447 nt
Organism: Oryzias latipes (Japanese medaka)
Lineage: Eukaryota; Metazoa; Chordata; Actinopteri; Beloniformes; Adrianichthyidae
Gene: golga2
Product: golgin A2
Biological process (GO): Golgi organization
Cellular component (GO): Golgi cis cisterna; Golgi apparatus; cis-Golgi network
Molecular function (GO): protein binding
Source: RefSeq, a predicted model, not a curated record